AUGAAAACCAACCGCCAAUCGCAGAGCGCCGAAACUGAGGGGGCCGCCUCCAGAUCUUCCUUCUCAGUGACUAAGCCUUUACGAGACGACGAAGGAAAUGAUGACGUCCACAGCGUUGAUGAGGCUGCGAUGAACCGACGAGUGAACAGAAAAUUGGACCUAGCUCUUCUGCCACUGCUGUCUCUUUUGUACCUAUUCAAUGGUCUGGAUAGGGGCAAUGUGGGAAAUGCUCAAACUCAAGGAUUUACUAACGACAUUGGUGCCGCGCCGGACGAUCUGAAUCUCGCUGUGUCUCUAUUUUUCAUCACUUUUGUUCUGUUUCAGCCUCCCUCCGCGGCUGUUGGCCGAUGGCUCGGGGCCAAACACUGGAUCCCGAUCAUGAUGCUCGGUUGGGGCUUUGUGACUAUAUGCCAGGCCUUCAUCAAGGGCCGAGGUUCUCUCAUCGCCACCCGCCUCUUAAUUGGCGCUUUCGAGGCUGGCUUCUACCCAACUGCAGUCGCUUAUCUUUCGUUCUUCUACUGCCGAUAUGAUCUAGCCGUAAGGGUUGGCCUGUUCUACGGACAAUAUGCGGUUGCAGGCGCUUUUUCAGGGGCAAUUGCCUUUGGUGUAUUUCAUCUGAAAGAUGGACCUCUCAAGAAUUGGCAGUACCUAUUCGUCAUCGAGGGAACCCUGACGAUUUUUUUCGGCCUCAUCGCCUGGGUCUUUCUUCCGGCAGGUCCUGGCACAGCAUGGUUUUUGACACUAGAAGAACGACGCUUUGCUGCGGAUAGGAUCAAAGCGGACAGUGUUUUGUUUACUGAGCAUGCCUACGAUGCUCAUGGUGUAGAGACAGAUCGCCUGACCAAGCGGGACUUUGUUGAAACUGCUAGAGACUGGAAGUUUUGGUAUGUUCUGCUGUUCAACAUUUGCGCCAGCGUCCCCGGUCAGGCGUUCUCAGUCUUUAUCCCGCUGGUCGUUCAGGGUUUAGGAUAUUCGUCGAUUCAGGCAAACUUGAUGUCCGUUCCUCCAUAUGUGUGCGGCGCGAUCGGAUUAUACUUCUUCACCCUUAGUUCUGAUUAUCACAAAGAACGAGGCUAUCAUAUCCUUGGGGGCAUCGUAAUUGCUCUCAUAGGUCUGAUUGCGACUGUCACGGUCGGAUCUAACGGCGGAAAAUACGCGGCGCUGUGCGUUCUCCUCCUCGGUAGCUACGUUGCUGCGCCGUUAACAGUUGCGUGGCUGAGCGGAAACACCCCAGAACCCGGCAAACGGUCUCUCAUCCUUGGUCUCAACGGUUUCGGGAAUCUAUCUGGCGUCAUCGGUGCCCAGCUAUAUCGCGAUCGGUACAAGCCUGACUACAAGAUCCCCUUCUACGUAACGUUGGGAUUUGUAGCACUUUCUUUACUUGGAUACCUUUCAUACAAAUUGACUCUCGCCGGGGUCAACAGGAGAAAGUUGGAAAUCAUGAGACAUAAAACUCAGGAUGAGAUCGAGAGAGAGCGGCUCGAUAGCACACGAUACGCUGAUAAGAAGUGGACGUUCAUCUAUGGUCUCUGA
This is a messenger RNA of Colletotrichum orchidophilum, 1533 nucleotides long. RefSeq names its product major facilitator superfamily transporter. Gene Ontology annotation, biological process: transmembrane transport. NCBI's taxonomy places the organism in Eukaryota, Fungi, Ascomycota, Sordariomycetes, Glomerellales, Glomerellaceae. The transcript is spliced from 8 exons. Gene Ontology annotation, molecular function: transmembrane transporter activity. Bases 1 to 1533 code for a protein of 510 amino acids. The record is from RefSeq and is a predicted model, not a curated record. Gene Ontology annotation, cellular component: membrane.